Molecule: messenger RNA, 2308 nt
Organism: Leptopilina boulardi
Lineage: Eukaryota; Metazoa; Arthropoda; Insecta; Hymenoptera; Figitidae
Product: coiled-coil domain-containing protein 142
Exons: 14
Coding region: 52-2244 (730 amino acids)
Source: RefSeq, a predicted model, not a curated record
CUAACAAAAUAAAAUAUAAUUAUUUACAAUUAUCAUUAUAUUAUAAAAAAAAUGGAUAGUAAUUACAAUGCGAAUAUUUUAAAAUGGUUGCCAGUUCAGGGACCAAUUUUAGAAAAAUGGUUUAACGAUUCUUUGGAAUUGGAUGCAAUGCUCAGAAAACUUUCUUGGGAUAUUGUUUAUUAUGUGGAAAUUACAGUCAAUGACAAAGCUUGCGAUCAAGAGACUCUAACUAAUUUCGUAAAGAGAUUGGAGAAAUGCAUAGAAGAUUACAAAUCAAUUUGGAAAUCAGGAGAAACGUCCCAACCAGUUUAUAAAGCUAAAGUCCAACAUAUCAAAACAAGUUUAAAGCGAAAUUUAAAUGUGGUUGCUAAACUUAUCAGAAAUCUAAUUUAUGACAUAAUGGAUUUGAAAAAUGACGAAUUCUUAAGGAUUAUUUUCAGAUUAGUAAAUGCUUAUAAUAAAGCAUUGGAAUUAGAUCCAAACGUUUCAGAAGCUUCUAUAAAUAUUUUUUCCAACAAUUGUCCAUCAAUGUUGGAACCGUUGAAAAAAAUUUCUAUCACUCGAUUACUACAGAUUUUGGCAAAGAAUAAAGUUGAGGAAUAUUGUCAUGAAUUUAUCGAAUGUUUAUUGGCAAAUUAUCAAUGCAAUAUGGAUAAAGAGGAUACAAAAUCGACGGCCGAUGUUGAUUUAUCAGAAAAUUCUAGUAUCGAAAUCUAUCGUGCACUAACAAAACAUUUAGUGCCACCUAUUACGUGUUUGCCAACGCAGGAAAUGGAAAUAUCAAAUGUAGAAUCAGUUCAAAUUUUGGUAAACAUGCAAAAUGAAGAAAUUAAUCGAUUAAUGAAUAUCAUAAAAAUUAUAUCUCCUCAACUUUUUGGAUCUGAUGCUUUAAGAACAGUAAAUAAUGACGAAAAAAAGAUUCGAGUGGCUGCAAUGAAUAAAAUAAUAAAUUUUUAUCAAGAUGUUGCUUGGGGAUCAAUUUCGAGUAUAUUGGAUCAUGUAAUUUUGUGGUGGUCAUCAAAGGCAUUAGCAAUAAGUCACAGUCGUGGAGCUCAACAUUUUAAGGAUUGGUUGCAUCGUUUUUUAAAAAAAAAUCAGGUUCCAGCUACUGUGAAACCAACUCUUCAAAAUUUGUGUGAUACUUUGGGAUGUUUUGUGACUGUAACAGCUUGGGAUGAACGUUUCAGAAGAGCCUACACUAAAUCCUUUGCAUGCAAAUCUAAACCAUCAAGUGAAAUUUCCAAGGGAACAGAUACGGGUCACAAAUUUUUAGAUCUCUUCAAACUUUUAGUUGUAAAUAGUAAUGAAUGUGAAUCUAGCGGAGAAUGGGAAAUUGGAGCUCCAUUGGUACAACUUCCACUUUCUGAACAAAUUGUGGUUCUCCAUAGAUUGGAUCACUCGAUUCACACAAUGAGAUUGUGGUCAUUACAAGAAUCUAAAGAAAUUGCUCACACUUGGGAACUGAAUGUCUUUUUCCUUCUUGUAAAAGGCGAUGUGAUUAAUUGCAUUCAGGAGCUUCAAUGUUUAAAGCUUACUGAUCACACAACGACUUUAGAAACAGAGCCAAUAAGCGUUCAAGUUUACGUUUGUGCUAAAAUGAGAGCCAAAAUUGUUUCCGAAGUGAAAGUUAACAUUGAAUUGUUGCAGAGAGCGCCUUUAAAAUGUAUAGACACACUGGCAAUAAUUUGUCGUGUAAUUAGUCUCGCGAAUUUACAUAUGUGCUUCCCAAAACCAAAUUAUUGGCGAAAAAAUUGUCCUACAAUGCCAUCAGUGCCAAGUGUUUACGUCGAGACUUAUUUUAAAAAAGUACUUUUUCCAGUAUUAAAAGUGAUUGACAAUCACGAAGUUUCGAAUAUGAUUUUUCGAUUAAUGUGUGAGGCUUGGUUGGAUUAUAUUUAUUUGCAUCAAGUUAAAUUCAGUAAUUGGGGUGCUUGCCAACUUUUAACGGAUUUCGCGCACGUAUCAAAAUGGGUAAUUGACUGUUCUAUAAUUUCUGAAAAUGUACGGAAUCAUCUUCUAAAAAAUGAAGUUUUACGUCGUUGUGAAGGUGUUGGUCGGCUUCUUUUGCGACAUCCUGGAGAAGCCAUUGCCAUGAACAAGAAACCACCUCAAAAAAACAAUGAAAAUGGUUCUUUAGAAUCUUUGGGUUUAGAAAGAAUGCCCGCGGAAAUGUAUGUUCCCAAUCAAGAACAAUGGCUUGAACUUCGUGCUUCGAAAAAUUAUAAUUUUUGUUGUAAUGGUUAAAUCUUUUGUGACUAGGUGUUCAAAAAAACAUCAUAAAUGAAAAAAAUCAUUCUUGAAAAUUUUA